AUGGGUAUGCCUCCGCUCCACCUGCUUAUAUCUAUCUUGUUUGGACAACCGGUGCUCGGGCACGUGCGGCCACAUAUCCUGUUUGUGCUGGUAGAUGAUCUGGGCUGGGCAGAUGUGGGAUUUCACAGAGACAAGGCGAAUCCAGAGGUUGUCACACCCAAUUUAGACAGUUUAGUGGCAUCUGGAAUUCACCUUAAUCGACACUACGUGCAUCACAUGUGCACUCCGACUCGCACUUCUGUGCAGUCUGGCCGCCUUCCUGUGCAUGUGAACACUCGCCUAAGCGGUCCAUGCCAGGAUGACACAGGCAUCCCAUACAACAUGACGGGAAUGGCUGAGAAGAUGAAGCAGGCAGGCUACAAGACCCAUUAUGUCGGCAAGUGGGAUGCUGGGAUGUCAACCCCACAGCACACACCCCAUGGCCGAGGCUAUGAGACUAGUUUGAAUUAUUUCUCACACAAGAACGAUUUCUACAAUCAAUCCAACAUGCAGACGUGCUGCGACUCAGACCCGACCAUCGUUGACUUCUGGCGCACAGACCGCGGCGCCAGUGACGUGAAUGGCACGGGCUACUCGGAGUUCCUCUAUCGCCAGGAGCUUGUGAACAUUGUGCAGCGGCAUGACCCUGAGCUUCCCCUUUUUCUGUUCUACGCCCCGCACGUCGCCCACUGCCCACUUCAAGUGCCCGAAUCGUACUACAGCAAGUUCGCUUGGAUGGCAGAUGACGAGGAUCAAUGCAAAGACAGGAUGCAGGGGAUUCCCGUUGACCCAUCCAACCCUGCAUUGGAAUAUAAAUGCCGGCAGCAGCACGCUGCGAUGAUCAUGCUGAUGGAUGAGGUGGUGGGCAAUGUGACUGCAGCGCUGAAAGUGCGGAACAUGUGGGAGGACACUCUUAUGAUCUUCUCAUCAGACAACGGUGGUCCAGUGAGAAUCCUUGAGAAUGCUGCCAACAACUGGCCACUUCGUGGAGGUAAAUUCGGGAACUUCGAAGGAGGCAUACGUGCGACAGCGUUCGUUUCGGGUGGAUUCCUGCCAGAGAACGUGCGUGGAAGUGAAAGGGGCGGCAUCAUUCAUAUUGCGGACUGGUAUGGCACGUUGUGUGCCCUGGCUGGUGUAGAUGCAUCCGAUCAGCGGGCUGCAGCAGCUGGCCUGCCACCAAUCGACUCUGUGGACAUGUGGCCCUACCUUAGCGGCGCAGCGGACGCAUCCCCACGCAACACCAUCCCAGUAGGGGACACCUGCCUCAUCUCCGGCAGCUGGAAGUUGAUGACUGCAGCUACAACGCCCAGUUUAUGGCAGGGACCCCGGUACCCAAACGGAAGCACCAGGGAGUCAGAGGCGGAGACUCCAGGAUGCAGUGAUGGUUGCUUAUUCAAUGUGGAGCAGGACCCCACGGAACAGCGGAACUGGUACUCUUUGCGGCCCGACAUCGUGGCGAGCAUGUCCCGCCAGCUCCAACAGCUGCAGCUCGGCUUUUUUGAAAACCAGGAUCGGUUUGCAAACAGCUGCCCGAGGGAGGUGGCCAACUGUGCAUGCUGGCUGGCCCGCAACCGAUACGGAGGUUUCCUGGGCCCCUAUGCGCUACUGGACCCUGAAAUCCCUGAAGAAGCCCAUGCCAUGGUUGUUUGA
Molecule: messenger RNA, 1629 nt
Organism: Symbiodinium natans
Lineage: Eukaryota; Dinophyceae; Suessiales; Symbiodiniaceae
Source: the annotation of a GenBank genome assembly